AUGGCUUUGCCACACAAUUGUAUAUCUCGAAAACGUGAAUACAAAUACAUUAGCAAGGACGAUUCGGAAAAUCAGUCGAAUAACGAAACCGAAAUAAAGCAAUCUCAAUAUUUAGCCGCUACCGCGUUAAGAAAAUUUAAGAUUCCGAAGAAAAAUAAUGAAAAAUUGAAUAAUUGUAAUAAAUCUAAUUGCUUCAAUCCUUGUUCAAGUUCUGCGGUUGAAACCAAGAUUCAAAAAAAAUCGAUGAAGAAUUUAGUCAAACAUCGUAAGAAUGAAAUGCCUAUUAGCUAUAACGCAUUAUUGUCUAUGGCACAAUUAAAUGUUGAAAAAUUAAAUGAUGUACCUAAAAAACUCGUCAAUAACAAACGAAAACAUAAUGACCAGUUUAAAAAUUUAAAAUCACGAAAAAUUAACGAUGUAGAGAUGGAUACAUCAGUUCAUAUCGCAUUGGAAAUUGACAAGCCACGUAGUGCGGAGACAACAUUGUCCGGUACAAAUUACGAAAAAUUACCAAAAAUAAACUAUUUAAGUAUAAUUGGAAGUGGCGUUGAUUUCAUUUCAAAACAUUUCAAGUUGUUAACGACAUCGUCAAUUGUUUCGGACGAUCUUGAAAAUGAUUUGAAACGCGAAAAAACGUAUUUGUUUAAUGAAAAUUUAGACUUGUCGCAUAGAAUAGAGUCUGUUAGAGAGAGUGCAGCCCGUUUUCACUACAACUUGAUAGACUUGAUUGACGAGUUUUCAAAAAUUACGACCUCGUGUAAAUUAAAAAAAUGUGAAGAUUUAUUAAAUACUAUGUUAGAUAGUAUUUCCGUUCUAUCCGACGAGCAGUGUAGUGUGGAGACUACAUUGUCCGGUGUAAAUGACGGGAAAUUGCCAAAAAUAAAUUAUUUAAGAAUAAUUGAAAGUGGCAUUGACUUCAUUUCAAAACGUUUCAAAUUGUUGACGAUAUCGUCAAUGGUUUCGAACCAUCUUGAAAAUUAUAUUAAACGCGAAACAAAUUGUUUGUCCAAUGACAGUUUAGACUUGCCGUGUAGAAUAGAGUCUGUUAUAGAGAGUGCAGCACAUUUUCAUAACAACUUGUUAGAACUGAUUGACGGGUUUUCAAAAAUUAUGACCUCGUGGAAAUCAAAAAAAUAUGAAAAUUUAGUAAAUGCUACGUUAGUAAGUGUUUCCGUUCUAUCCGACGAGCAGUGUAGUAUAGAGACUACAUCGUCCAAUGCAAAUGACGGAAAAGUCGGUUUAAGAAAAAUUGAAAGUAACGUUGAUCGAAUGUCUAAACGUUUCAAGUUCUUAACGAUAUCGCCACGUGUUGUGAUGGAUUUUUAA
Molecule: messenger RNA, 1326 nt
Organism: Cinara cedri
Lineage: Eukaryota; Metazoa; Arthropoda; Insecta; Hemiptera; Aphididae
Source: the annotation of a GenBank genome assembly